AUUUCUUUUCCUCUUUCUCCAUUGUUCUCACCUGCUUCAACCUAACCCUACCUUUCUGCAGUUUAAUUUUAGGCAUACAGAGGGACAAAAUCAGAGACCAAAUCAACUCCAUCCCAGAUCCCCUUGUCCGAUAACACCCACUGUUCACUGUGAUUUUCACUCUACUGCACAUUCCGCAGCGUUUGUUCUUCAGCGGAUGGAGCCGCGUGUUGGUAACAAGUUUCGACUCGGACGUAAAAUCGGCAGUGGAUCCUUCGGAGAGAUCUACCUUGGUACUAAUAUACAGACCAAUGAGGAACUAGCAAUUAAGCUUGAAAAUGUCAAGACUAAGCAUCCUCAAUUACUGUAUGAAUCAAAAUUAUACAGAAUUCUACAAGGAGGAACUGGAAUACCAAAUGUGAGAUGGUUUGGUGUGGAAGGAGACUACAAUGUUCUGGUCAUGGAUUUACUUGGACCCAGCCUUGAAGAUUUGUUUAAUUUUUGUAGUAGGAAGCUUUCUCUGAAGACAGUUCUGAUGCUUGCAGAUCAAAUGAUAAACCGUGUUGAAUUUGUACACACUAAAUCCUUUUUACAUCGAGACAUCAAACCUGACAAUUUUCUUAUGGGCUUGGGACGACGCGCAAAUCAGGUAUAUAUAAUAGACUUUGGUUUGGCUAAGAAGUAUCGAGACUCUGCUACUCACCAACACAUUGCUUACAGAGAGAACAAAAGUUUGACUGGAACUGCUAGAUAUGCUAGCAUGAACACUCACCUUGGUAUUGAACAAAGCAGGAGGGAUGAUUUGGAGUCUCUUGGAUAUGUCCUAAUGUACUUCCUAAGAGGAAGUCUUCCUUGGCAAGGACUAAAAGCAGGAACGAAGAAACAAAAGUAUGAGAAAAUAAGUGAGAAGAAGGUUUCAACUUCUAUUGAGGUCUUGUGCCGAGGCUAUCCUACAGAGUUUGCAUCGUAUUUCCAUUACUGUCGUUCACUUCGGUUUGACGACAAACCAGAUUAUGCUUAUCUGAAGAGAAUCUUCCGUGACCUCUUUAUCCGUGAAGGAUUCCAGUUUGACUAUAUCUUUGAUUGGACUAUUUUGAAAUAUCAGCAAUCACAGAUUUCAGCUCCCGCUCCUCGGGCUCUUGGUGCUGGUGCCGGUACCAGCUCUGGGAUGCCCCCUCUGGUCCCUAAUGCGGAACAGCAGCCUGGUGAGGAAGAAGCUAGACAAUUAGGUGAUUCCUCCCGAAGGAGAAUCUCCGGGCCACUUGUAAAUUCAACUGGAUUGUCUAAGCAGAAAAGUCCUAUUAGAAUAGAUUCUGCAAGCAGAGAUCCUAUGGUGUCAAGCUCCAGCUUUAUGGGAAGAUCAAGUGGGUCAUUCAGGAGAGGUGCAGUCUCCAGUGGGCGUGAAACGUUAACCAUUGGAAAUGACUCUGACCCCACAAGGUUGCGAACCCCGGAUAUAAGUCCAGGGGCCCUACAGAAAUUGUACGGAGGACAAAGAAGCUCCACAGACCCUCCAAAACACAUCAACACUUCCGGUGGCAAGGACUAUGAGUCUGCUGUCAAAGGGGUAGAAGCCAUGCGCUUGGACGAAGAUUAUUGAGUUGAAAAAGUCCGGGGGGCAAAGCCAAUUUCUCCUCGGCACUGUAUAUUUUUGGUCUUCUUGAAAUUUGAGUUUGCACAUUAAGGGAGCUGUUCAAAGUCAACAUGUGAUUGUUGUAAUUGUUGUGUGUGCAGGCUGAUCUGAUUAUUGUGGUAUGCCACACUCCUCUUUACAUUGGCAUGCUCUUAAAAAAGUAACAAAUGCUUGGCAAUGUUACUGAACCUGUAAAUUUGACCAUUGUUGUUCAUUCAUGCUACAGAUGAUUUUUGCUGCAGUUACCCCACCCCCAGCAUUCCUUGAAUCAUGACCCUAUUGUUAGUCUAUGU
Cuscuta campestris is the source of this 1905-nucleotide messenger RNA. NCBI's taxonomy places the organism in Eukaryota, Viridiplantae, Streptophyta, Magnoliopsida, Solanales, Convolvulaceae. The record is from the annotation of a GenBank genome assembly.